CAGUCGGCAGUGGGCACAGCAGGGAGGCGAGCGCUGGAGGCGGCGGGAGGCUGGAGCUCGCUGCCCAUCCUGGUGCUGACCUCCAAGGAGCGGGUGAGCCGCAGGGCCGCGGGGCCAAGGAUGGGUGCCGGGGCCAGUGCUGAGGAGAAGCACUCCCGUGAGCUAGAGAAGAAACUCAAGGAGGAUGCCGAGAAGGAUGCCAGGACCGUCAAGCUGCUGCUGCUGGGAGCAGGAGAGUCAGGAAAGAGCACCAUCGUCAAGCAGAUGAAGAUCAUCCACCAGGACGGUUACUCGCUGGAGGAAUGCCUGGAGUUCAUCGCCAUCAUCUACAGCAACACACUCCAGUCCAUGCUGGCCAUUGUGCGGGCCAUGACCACUCUCAACAUCCAGUAUGGGGAUUCAGCUCGCCAGGAUGAUGCCCGCAAGCUGCUGCAUCUCUCCGACACCAUUGAGGAGGGCACCAUGCCCAAGGAGAUGUCAGACAUCAUUGGGCGGCUCUGGAAGGACACGGGCAUUCAGGCCUGCUUCGACCGUGCCUCCGAGUACCAGCUCAAUGACUCGGCCGGCUACUACCUGUCAGACCUGGAGCGCCUGGUGACACCUGGCUAUGUCCCCACGGAGCAGGACGUGCUGCGCUCACGUGUCAAGACCACUGGCAUAAUCGAGACCCAGUUCUCCUUCAAAGACCUCAACUUCAGGAUGUUCGAUGUGGGCGGCCAGCGCUCAGAGCGGAAGAAGUGGAUCCACUGCUUUGAAGGGGUGACCUGCAUCAUCUUCAUUGCAGCCCUCAGCGCCUAUGACAUGGUCCUGGUGGAGGAUGACGAAGUGAACCGCAUGCAUGAGAGCCUGCACCUCUUCAACAGCAUCUGCAACCACCGUUACUUUGCCACCACCUCCAUUGUUCUCUUCCUCAACAAGAAGGAUGUCUUCCUGGAGAAGAUCAAGAAGGCCCAUCUCAGCAUCUGCUUCCCUGACUACGAUGGUCCCAACACCUAUGAUGAUGCGGGCAACUACAUCAAGCUGCAGUUCCUGGAGCUGAACAUGCGGCGGGACGUGAAGGAAAUCUACUCCCACAUGACCUGCGCCACUGAUACCGAGAACGUCAAGUUCGUCUUUGACGCCGUCACUGACAUCAUCAUCAAGGAGAACCUCAAGGACUGCGGGCUCUUCUGAGCCCCAGCCCUAGUGCCCCGUCCCACCCUGGCCCCCCCCACCUCCUCUGGGGCCCAGACCCCCUGCUGUCCCCCACUCCUCCCCAACCAUCCCCACUUGCCCCCAACCCCCAGGAUUUGACCCACUCAGACCCGGAGCCGCCCCUGGGUGGGGGCAUGGCCCCACUCCCCCCUCCCCAGCAGGCCUCCCGCCGACCAGCGCUGCAGGGCAUCCAGUGCCACUGUAUGCUGGGGAGCACUGGGUGACCCUGGGUGUUGGGGGGUCCUUAGGUUCCCCUUGGAGCUGGGGUGUCCUGGGGCUCCCUGGGUUCCUUUUGAAGCUGGGUGAUUCUGGAGGCGGGGGGACCUUGGGUGCCAAGGGUCCCUGGGUGCCCCUUGGAUCUGGGGGGCCCCUGGGUGCUGCAGGAUGCAGCCAGGGGCAUCCAUGGGUCCCCCCUGUGGACUGCUUGGUGUGUGGUACUGGGGCCGCUUGGGUGCCAGGAACCCGUGGAUGCCACCACCCCCCUACUGCAUGGCCAGGGGGUGGUCAUAGCCCCGACAGCAGCACCCCAGCUGCUGAGCCAGCACUCCUGGGGUCCACCCUCUCCCACCCCUGGGGAUCCCCCAGCCCUCCCACA
Columba livia (rock pigeon) is the source of this 1789-nucleotide messenger RNA. It is a transcript of the gene GNAT1, whose product is annotated as G protein subunit alpha transducin 1. Gene Ontology annotation, cellular component: heterotrimeric G-protein complex. The transcript is spliced from 8 exons. Lineage: Eukaryota; Metazoa; Chordata; Aves; Columbiformes; Columbidae. Bases 121 to 1173 code for a protein of 350 amino acids. The record is from RefSeq and is a predicted model, not a curated record. Gene Ontology annotation, molecular function: GTPase activity; G protein-coupled receptor binding; GTP binding. Gene Ontology annotation, biological process: adenylate cyclase-modulating G protein-coupled receptor signaling pathway.